AUGGAAAUCACGCAUUUUACUACUAAUGAUAGUCAAACAAUUGGAGUCGUAGAAUUGGAUGAAUCUGGACUUGAAACAAUUGACAAUGAAGUACCAGAGAACAAGCCCAAACGCAGAAAACAUGCUACUUGUACAGAAUGGCAAAGAAAUAUAACGAAAGAAAAGAGAAUGCGGGGGAGAGAGUUAUUCAGGAUAUUCCAGAAAGGAAAAACGGGUUACGACAGCAUUACCAAGCCAAAGAAGGAUAGGUGUGAUGUUUGCUGCGGUUAUGAAACCAAAAACGUGACAGAAGAGGUUUACAAAAAACAUAUUGAGAAGAAAAAGGCUGCAAGACUAGAAAAAGAAGCUGAUAAAAAGUUGGCUAUUGAUGGAAAAAUUACGGUACUUACGGUAGAUUUGCAGAGCAUGAAGGUUUGUCCCAAAGUUCAAGCUAGUGCUGUCUAUUAUAAGACAAAGCUUUGUUGUUAUAAUUUUACAGUUUACAACUUAGCAACUCACGAAGUAACCUGUUAUUGGUGGCAUGAAUGUGAAGGCGAACUACAAGCAUCCAACUUCGCUUCUUGUCUAGUAGACUACAUACAAGAGAAGGUUCCUAAAACUAUUCCACUAGUUAUUUUUAGUGAUGGAUGUACAGCCCAGAAUCGAAACUCUAUCAUGGCUAAUGCUCUUCUUGACUUGGCUAUGAAAGAAAACAUAGUAAUCACACAAAAAAUUUUUGAAAAAGGGCCAUACCCAAAUGGAGUGUGA
Parnassius apollo (apollo) is the source of this 747-nucleotide messenger RNA. The record is from the annotation of a GenBank genome assembly. NCBI's taxonomy places the organism in Eukaryota, Metazoa, Arthropoda, Insecta, Lepidoptera, Papilionidae.